This is a messenger RNA of Musca vetustissima, 5112 nucleotides long. Its product is annotated as calcineurin-binding protein cabin-1-like. The record is from RefSeq and is a predicted model, not a curated record. The coding region runs from base 1 to 5112 and encodes 1703 amino acids. Lineage: Eukaryota; Metazoa; Arthropoda; Insecta; Diptera; Muscidae. The transcript has 2 exons. Gene Ontology annotation, cellular component: nucleus. Gene Ontology annotation, biological process: chromatin organization. Gene Ontology annotation, molecular function: protein binding; nucleosome binding.
AUGAUUAAAAUUGUUGCACUGAACGAUGACGAGGAAGUAGGAGAUUCGGAGCAGGAUGAAUUUGUCGCAACAAAAGAAGCUCAGGAAGCCAUCGCCGAAAGUGAAUAUGUGCGCGCCAUUAAACUUAAAGCGGAGGGUAACACUGAAGCAGCCCUCUCCCUGCUCAAUGAACUGUUGGAUACCCAGGUGAUAAACGAGGAGCACCACAACAACAAAAUGAUAUUUAUUAAAUACAAUUGUCAUAAGAAUAUUGGUCUUAUACUGGAGGACAAGAAGGAGUAUGAAAUGGCUCUGCACCAUUAUAUAUCGGCAAUAUUGAUUGAUAGUACCGAUAUCUAUACAUUGCAUAAAUUUGCCCAAUUGGCUCUGAAAUUGAAUUCGGUGGAUUUGGCGGAAUAUGCUUUCGAAAAAUGUUUGGCCAGCAAUGCAUUGCAUUGGAAGGCAGCCGAUGGCUUGCUGAUGUCUUUGAAUUAUAAUUGCAAUUUGAUACGACUGUAUAAUCAUGCACGGGAAUUGUGUACCAGUGAUCCGAAACAUAAGGCGGCGUAUGAAAUGGUGUUGGAUAUUUUGACAUGGUUUAAAUCGAAUUCCUCGGUGUUGAAUAUGACGAACAGUUCGGCACAUGAUUUUCCUCGCAACAACAACAAUACGUGUGAAAGCCAUUUAAAACGUGUGUAUAAAAAUGUCAUGGGUGGUGGUAUCCAACCCUCAAAUGAUAUAUUGAGCUGUGAUGUUAACUUGCAAAGCAUGCAGAUUGAUAAUUUAAAUUGGCGUUCCAUAGGUCAAUUUAUAUUGCAGUUUCAUCAGUAUUUACAAACUAAUGGAAUUAGUUUGUUUUUCCAAUUCGAAUUUAAAGAUGUUAUGAAAACGGAAUCCUCAAAAGAUGCUGACAAUUGUAAUGCCGAUAGUGUUCUCCAGGAAAAUGAGGACAACAAAGAUAUGCAAGAAGUAUCGAAUUCUACAACAACUCCUCUCGGUGGUGGUGGUGUUGAUACGAACAAGAUUACUGUGGAAAAUGCAUCGGAAUCCCAGCCAAUGGAUUCCAAUAAUGAUGACUCGGAUUCAAAUGCCAAGGUUGAGGGCGGCAUUGAGACCACCAAAAACAAGGCCCGAAGACGUUGCAGUGAUUUACAUUUUCUCGAACAAUGGGGUUGGCACAAAAAUCGAAGAUAUUCAUCACGCAAGAAAGCCGAUAAGGAGGAACCCGAUGAUAGUUUAAAUUCCUAUUUACGACGGACAUUUUCCAAAUAUAUGCAGGAGAUUCCAGCUUCAUCGUGGCCAUUUGGAGAGAAUUCUACCGAAAAAGAAAACAAUGUAAAUGCUGAUCGGCAAUGUACCAAAUGUGCUAAUCCACCCACUGAGGAUGAGUUCCAUACAGAUACCUUAUCGGUAUUUGAGGAAUUCUUAAAUAACCUCAAAUCAACGAAGACUGAUUUAAUGGAAAUUAUAUUCAAAUGGUUGAAAAGCGUUUCAAGUUUUUGGAACAUUUCCCUGCCUCAGUCGAUUAAGACAUUGUACACCGAAAUCUUUGAGCUUUAUAUGUCCUAUUUCGAUUUACCCACCGCAAAUCAAUUGGCCGCCUUGGAUUUUAUGUCCUCCUAUCGUAUUUGUUUGUUAUUUCUCGAGUUAACUGCCUGUGAGGAGCUAUUUGAAGAUCCAAAAUGGAAGAACAUCUUUUAUCACUUGUGUUUCAACAUUGGAUCGAGUAAAGGCAAAGGAAGAAAUUCCACUGAUGUGGACCAUUUUGAAAUACGUCUGACCUAUAUCAAAUAUUUGCUAUGCGCUGCCAGCAGUGAUUAUCCUGGCUGCCUGACAUGCUUGGAUGAAAUUGAAAUAUUGUUGGGAGGACAAAGUAAUACUCCCGAAUUCGUAUUACAUUUACCCCACUCGGGGGGAUAUUGUCUGCAAUUGGAUUUAGUUGGCAAUAUGAAGAGUCAAUACAAAAGUCAAAUGGACAUAUGCAGCUUGAGGGUGUUGUAUGAUAAACAACAAUGGCCCCAACUUGUCGAUGUUAUCACAAGAAAUGUGGAAAUCACGGCGAAUAAUUUCGAAAAUGAAUAUUGGCUGAAAGAUACUCAAACGAUAUUUGAAAUACUUCUACAGGCCCUAUGGAAGUUGGCGUCGUACGAAACAUGUUUGUUGUGGUGUGAGAAAUGUUUCCAUUACUCGGUGGGCAUUUUUUUGGAUGAAACCAGGCCAAGCCUGAGCAGGCAAAAGAUGAUGUCCACUUUUAUCAAUUACGUAACUUCAUAUAUCGAAGCCAUUAUUUUAAAUGUAGGGCGUGAUAUUGUGGCCACACUUGCAAAUGAGAAUCUCUGCCGUAUGGUACAAAAUCUGAUACGCCUCGUGGUCUAUCAAUUUGAUGGCAAUUUUGAGAAAAAUAAUUCACAUGGCAAGGAUCUGGAUUUCAAACCUCUGUGGUCGAUACUACACCAACUGGCCUUAAGAGAUGAAGAAAUGCGGGAUGAAGGUAAGAGUGCCGAAGAAGCUGAUGAUUUAGUACCGGCCUCUUUUCAAAUUCUAUUCACGGCCCACGAAUAUUUGGGCAGACGUCACUGGUGUUCCAAUGAUAAUGGCGAAUUUCUACAGUAUAUCUUGGAUGCGGUGGUAACAAAUUUGAAAGCUCCCAUCUACGAUGGUUGUCGUGAUGUCAUGUACGAAUACAUUGAACAGGUAACAUAUUGCCUAUUCCAAUAUCCGCCGAGAAAGGCACGUUCAAAAUAUCUUGAAGAUCAUGAAGCUGAACCGGUGAAAUUAAACUGGUCCCGUGCAGUACAGAUAUUCGAUAUCUACAAACCGGAACAAUUGCCAGAAUUUAAUUCCUAUAAACUGGAGUCCAUAACAUCGGAUAUGGAACAAAUGUUAAUGAAAAUUGUUGGCUUGGUGCCCAGAGAAGUUGACCCCUCCCAGAGCACCUUUAAGGUUAUCAACUACAUAGAGGGUUUGAGCAGUGAACAUCCAUCCCAAAUUGAGGAUGACUUUGAGUUUCCUUACAAACUAAAGAACCUCUAUUAUCUCCUGGCAGAUUAUAAUUUUAAAAGUCGCGAUUUUACCAAGGCCAUAAAAUUUUACACCCUGGACUUGGUUAUAAAUCCCUCAAGAUUUGAUUCAUGGGCUGGUGUGGCCCUGUCCAAGGCCAGUCAAAUUGAAACCAAACUAAACGGUUUGGAUCAAAUCAAUUUGGAUGCCCUGUGGAAGGAGUGUGAACAAGUGAUACGCUGCUUCGAAUGCUGCAUUACGCUGGACAGAUUUCAGACGCUUUUAUGGAUUGAAUAUGGUUCUUUUUGUUAUACCCUACAGUCGUUUUUCUCGCGCCACCUAAGAGGUACCAAAUCUGCCGAGAAGGGAAGUCCAUUGGAUGAAGUGGUGGCCGAAAGAAAAUUGAAGUUGUUGAAUAUUGCCCACAACUGUUUUACCACAACAAAUUCAAUACAAAAUUCUGUGGGCGAUGAUGCCCACACCUCAGCUGAUAGCAAUGAUGAAAAAUGGCUGUGUCAAUAUAUGUUGGGAAAAAUCUCCGAGAAACGCCAAGAAGAUCCCAGUACUUAUAUCAAUAAUUAUCUGUUGGCAGCCAACUAUCUGUACGAAAGCAAUGCCACCUAUCCCAUCAAAGUGAAUCACAGUAAUCCCACCUCGUUAUCUGUGGAGGCCCUGGAGGUGUUUUAUCGCAUAAAUGCCUCCAUCAUAAAAUAUAUUGUCACCCGAGAAAACAUAGUAUCCAGGAAUCAUGGAGACCUAUUUAAGAAAGUUUUAAAAAAAUUAGCAAAUAGUCCCUUUGCCCUGAACAAGGCUAAAAUUGAUGGUAGUUCUUUGAAUAUUAUUAAGGGCAAAGUUUCAUCAAGCGACAAUCAAGGAAGCACUCAAAUAAAGGAUACACCCGUAGGAGGUGGGGGAGGGUCUGGAACGUUACAGGUUACGGAAACACGUUCAAAUGCACCAACUGAAAUCAUGCCAAUUUUAUCCAGAAGUAGCUCAAUUUCCACAGUUACCAUAUCAUCGGAAUCAUCGAGUGAUAGUGACGACUCGGAUGCAGUCGAUGCGACAAUGAAAAAUAAAACCGCCAACCCUAACACCUACAGCCUGAAUGAAAUCAAACGGAUCUAUGAAAUGGUUGUGAGGAACAUUGAAGAGUGUAUAACGCGCUUCCCCGAACAUUACAAAUCCAUAUACCGGCUGGUUUAUCAUUUUAUGAAUGGCCCCACUGAGCUGCGCAAUUUAGAAGUGGCCGAACAGCUGCUAAUGGGUCAAUAUAAAACCAGCCUGGGUAACAUUGUCAAUGGACUGUUCUACGAGAAGAAACACACGAAUUUAUUUAAUGGCAUUUGGCGUAUACCAUCCUCGGAAAUUGAUCGACCGGGGAGUUUCUCAGCCCAUUUGGUGAAAUGUGUACGCAUACUAAUUCUACUACUGCUGAAGACUAACAAUCACAAAAUCCUGAUAGAUAUUUCAUUGAAUCUGCAUAAAACACCCGAUGCCGAUAAGCGUUAUAUUGCCGAUGCCGAUCGCAAAGAAUUGUGUCAACUAUGUAUAACUUAUUGUGUUGAGAUAUUACGCAAUGUAUUGGAUGAAAAUCGCAAAGGACAACGCAAUGAUCAACAAUUGCUAAAUCUGCUAGUGGACAUUUAUAAGAUUCACAAAAAAUGCAUCAAAUAUAUGAAUCAAAAGGAGUCGUUAUUUACUAAACUACUCGUCGAUGUCUAUAAAUUUUUCAUCGAGGAUAAAGUAAAAAAUGUCCCAGAAAAUUGCAACUUUUUAGAUUUGGCCGUUAAGUUGUGUUUGCAACAGCUUACAAUACAAAAAUCGGCGGAGGCAAAUCCGUCGUCCAGCACUUCGUUAGUAGGUGCCAUGGCUACAAGGCCGUUUAACAUUCCUGGUUUAAAUAUGAUCUCCUCGGCCACUAAACCGGUCAAUAAUUUAACUAAAUUGAAUCUUCCCAACUUCGCACAAUCGGAAUUCAAUCCAUCAGGAUUUGAGAUGAAUACUCCUCCUGUUGCUCCACACCCAUAUAUACCAUUGGAAUUUACACCAUUUCUUGAGAAUAGAACAGCAGACUUGUUGCUAUUGCAGGAGUUGGUUAUCGAUGACACUGGUUUCUAUAGUAGUAAUCACUAA